AUGUCUGAUGGAAAACCUAGUUUCUUUAUGUUUACCAUCUUACCGUUCGGUUUAUCUUCGGCGCCUUACAUCUUCACCAAGCUACUCAGACCUUUAGUUAGACACUGGCAAUCUCAGGGUAUAUACACUGUUGUUUACCUUGAUGAUGAUUUCAAUGUCGCACCUACUAAGUUGUCAAGUGAGAUUCACUCUAGCAUCAUUAGAUCAGAUCUGGUUUUGGUCGGCUUCCUAGCUAACAAAGAUAAGUCAGUUUGGGAUCCUGUGCGUUUAAUCACUUGGCUUGGUAUCAUUUGGGACGGGCUUCUAGGAGAAAUUAGCAUUACUGAACCCAGAAUAGAUAAGGCUUUGCUUCACAUUGACAACACUCUUCAAGAUCCUAGACUUUCUGCUGGAGGCCUGGCCUCCAUUGUGGGUAAGAUCAUCUCUAUGAGUCCUGUUCUAGGGAAUCUUAGCUGGAUUAUCACCAGGCAUUGCUUGAUGUCCGUAGCGGCUGCCCGAGACUGGGACAGUGUGUUUGCUCUUCAUAGGUAUUGCAUGGUAGAGCUUCAGUUUUGGAAGGAUAAUCUUUGCUCUGUUAACUCCAAAUCUGUAUCAGAUUUGGCAUCCCCUUUCAUAUCCAUUUACUUGGAUGCUAGUAAUACAGCCUGUGCAGGUCACAUUGCUGGGGUAGAUGUGCAUGCUCACAUGAUGUUUACAGAAGCAGAAUGCCAGGAGAGCUCUACUUACCGGGAGCUGUUAGCUGUUCAGUUUGUUCUUAGUUCGUUUAGUUCUUUCCUUCCUAACUCUAGGGUUAAGUGGUGGCUAGGAUCGUGCAAGUUGGCCGCAUGA
Molecule: messenger RNA, 828 nt
Organism: Stylophora pistillata
Lineage: Eukaryota; Metazoa; Cnidaria; Anthozoa; Scleractinia; Pocilloporidae
Source: RefSeq, a predicted model, not a curated record